This is a messenger RNA of Doryrhamphus excisus (bluestripe pipefish), 1419 nucleotides long. NCBI's taxonomy places the organism in Eukaryota, Metazoa, Chordata, Actinopteri, Syngnathiformes, Syngnathidae. The record is from RefSeq and is a predicted model, not a curated record.
AUGGCCAGCUAUAGAUCUAAAUUGAGAGGGCUAGGAUGCCCUGAGCUUGAUGUGAACUCUCUCAGAAAGAAGCGAGCGCAUGAGAAAGCCCCUGCAAAGAAUAUCAAAAAGCCAAGAAGGGCAGAGGUGAACUAUUUACCUCCUCACCCACAAGGAGAAACAGAAGGAACUUUGGAACAUGUAAGAUUGGAGCUCCUUGAUGAAGUAAAGAAGAGGAACAACUGCCAGGUCAUCAGUGAGAAAAUGGCAAAGACUUUCUCCAUUCGCAGGCAGGAAGUUGUCAAUCAAGCACCACAAAUCUGUGACAUAAGAGACCGAUGGCCGGCUCUUUUCGAUGCAACUCAGAUAAAUGAAGAAUUCAGAAGGAUUUCCACUGGUUGCCUUGAGAGAACAUUCAUGGCAAAACUGGACCAGUAUACCCCAAAAAUAAUGGCACUGGUGUCCUCAAGAGGAGGAGCUGCAAAAAUGAAGAUUCAGCACAUAAAGAACAUGCUGCUAGAGGACCAGUCGGUAGAAAGUAGGAGAGGAGCUGCAAUCCGUAGCCUAAUCGUGUACCUGAGAGAACAGGAGGAGGAUCUCUUUAAAGAACAGCUGAAUGGUGAUGAAGUGAUGAAGAUUGUUGUGAGCAGAGGGGCAUCUGAACCAGCCAACGCAACAGUGGUGAUUGAGGGAGCAGAAGUCCUGGAUGGCCUGACUGUCCCAAGAGCAUGUGCCUUGCUCAUGGGACUAAUGUAUGCACUCAACCUGAGUUACCCAAAAGAACUGAAAAGCACUUUUGAGGUAUUUCAAAAGAUAUUCCUUGAGCUGGAUGCUCUGAGAGCAAGUCCCAAGGUAAUGUCUCUAAAAGCUAAGAGUAAAAGUAUUAAAUCAAUUUUCUACUCGACACCAUCUGUGCUGCCUCCAAAGAUUCCAGUGCCUUUCCCACGGGAGUUGAUGUUUCUGCUACCAGAGAAAACGAAGAACAAAGAAGAGACCCCACAGCCUGCCCCAGAAUGUCAUGGAUGGAGAGGCGGCCAAAAGACCAUCACUCAGUUCCUUCGGCAGGAGCGAAAACCGGAGCCUUUUGGGGGCUACAGUGAUGCUGAUGGCUGGAACGGGGUCUCUGUGUCUGCCCACUACCUCACCGACUGCUUGCUGCAUGAGUUCCGGAACCAGAAGGACACCAUUCAGCGGAUGCUGCAGGGUACCUUUGGACAGGCUCUCCGCUCAGACCACACCCGGAAAGUGGCCAAGAAAGUCACCUUUUCAUCUGGUGUCAUGUCGUCAUACGCUGUGAUGAAUGAGAACUGGAUGAUCCUGUCCUGGGUCAUGGUGCAGUCUGAGACGGACAAAACCCUGCGGCCGAUUUAUGAGGGUCUCUCAAACCGCUACAACAGGCCUGGCAUUGAAAAAGCCCAGUUUCAGUGGGUUGACAGGUGA